Messenger RNA from Corticium candelabrum, 3485 nucleotides. RefSeq names its product coiled-coil domain-containing protein 57-like. Lineage: Eukaryota; Metazoa; Porifera; Homoscleromorpha; Homosclerophorida; Plakinidae. Bases 1 to 3249 code for a protein of 1082 amino acids. Gene Ontology annotation, cellular component: centriole; centriolar satellite; spindle microtubule. The record is from RefSeq and is a predicted model, not a curated record. The transcript is spliced from 12 exons. Gene Ontology annotation, biological process: cilium assembly; positive regulation of mitotic cell cycle; microtubule nucleation.
AUGUUUCAAGAGUGUUCUGACGGAUCGUGGCGAGAGGUUGCCGCUCAGAAGGAGCAGGAAUGGCGUGACGUGUUGGAACAACAUGUCAACUCGUUAGAAGUGGCCCUUAAUAACAAAGAGAGACAACUGAUAGAGGAGAAACGUCGAUUUGAGUUGCUGAGAGAAGAUUUCGAAUACAAUCUGCAGAUCAUUUCUGAGAGAGACGUAGAACUCGAGAAAUACGAGGCGAUCUACGCUCGUAUGAAACAGACCGAAGCCGCGCACGAUGGGAAAGUCAGCGAACUUCUAAUCUCGUUGGAUGAGAAGAAAACCGAAGUGGAAAUGGAGAAAGGAAAUCACGAGGAAUUGAGGAACUACUACCAACAGAGACUGAAGCAAAAGGAACUAGAGGGAGAGCAGUGGCGAUUAGAGAAGGAAACUGCAAUGAGAGCAGAACGAGAUGACUGUGAGCGUUUGAAGAGAAGACUGCAGCAACAGAUCAGCGAUCUGUCGAUUGAUUUAGACGCUCAGAGGCGAGAACUGAAUGCCACGUUUGAUGAGGCUCUACUGAAGAAAGAACAAGAAUAUCAGAGGAGAUUGGAUGAGUUACACGAUGGGAAACUGGCAGCAGAGAGUGAAGCGAAGCAGUUGAGACAAGAAGUGGAAAUGAUGAGAGUCAAUCAGCGACGGAUUGCUGGUGAGUUGGAGAGUGAAUGUGGGACAAGGCAGGACACGGAGAGGAGAAUGAAGGAGCUGCAGUGGGAAGUCGUUGAUGUGGCAAGCAUGAAAGAUGCAAAGAUUGCCGAUCUUGAGUUGGAGAUUCAGCAGCUGCAGAGGACAGUGUUGAAAUGUCAGGAAGAACGAAAUUCAUUGAAUCGAAUCGUAAACGAGAGGCAAUCUCAACUCAAUCAGCUGCAACAGAGUGCUGUUGAUAGAGAAAGGGAAUUAAAGUCGCAGAUGAGUGAGCUGCAGUCGCAGUUGGAAAUGUGCAAGGUGCAACAACAGCAGCUACAGUGGGCACAUAAAGAUGCCAUGACUGAGAAAGACAAGCAAAUACAGAAAACUCAAACCGUAUUGUCUGACUGUCAAAAGCAGCUUGAUUCUCAACGUGCCGAGUCUUCUCGUACGACAGUUACAAGAGAUUUAGAGAAGAAGAAACUAUUAGAAGAGAAGAAAAUGAUGGAGAUUGAAGUAGCAAGCAAGCAAGAAGCUAUCAACAGAUAUAAGCAAGAAUUAGCAGCUGGCAUAGAGAGAGAAAGAGAUAUGGAGCAGUUAAGAGUUCAGCUAGAAUUGGAGUUUGAUCAGAAAUGUCGAGAACGAGAACGGGUCGUUACAGAGCAGCAAGAACAGUUGAUAUCGGGUCUAUGUGAAGCAAGAGAUGAGGCUUUCGGUAAAGUCCGAGAGAGGGAGUUGGAGUUGAAGCAACGCGAUGAACUGAUCAGUCGUCUAGCAAGAGAACGAGAUCAAGCAGUUAACGCACUCCAAUCUCAACCCUCAACCGCUCAACGUGCUCACACAGACGGCGCACGUGGGUUCAAUGUCCCGGAUGUUUACGUUGAUAGGCGCCUGGAUGGUUCCGGAAAUAUUGAUCAUCUGUACGAGCUCGACGAGCAGAACAAGAAGCUGCGGCUCGUGAUCAGACAAAUGCGAGAAGACAUGGAAUCCAUGAAUCAGUUGAGACGAGAAGACUCGAGUCUGGCGAUUGCAAAACCACCCGAGUCAACAGACAGUCGCAUGGAAGAGAUGAUUGAAGAGAGGAGGAAGAUUGUUGCUGAAAAUGAGAGUCUUAAGCAACAGAUUGAGGAGUUGUCGGUGGUUAAUAGACAGUUAGCUGUGCAGGAUACGGAGAGUGGGAGACAGAAACCGGAUGGUCCGCUGAUGAGAGCGCAGCUUCGUGCCAUGAAUGAAACCAUAGGCGCACUUCGUGCAGAGAAACUUGAGUUGGCAGCCGAAAGCCAACGACUUCAAACAAAAGUUACUCAUUUGUCAAGCAUGCUCACUAAAACAGAAGAGGAGAUUCGUGCAAAGCAAGUACUAGUUGAGCAGCUUCAAUAUGAGUCGGUCACUAGUACACGUAGGAGCACAGCAGAGACGGCGGAAUUGAAGAGACGGGCAACUGAACUCGAGCUCUCGCUGAAGGAAGCACAACACGUGGCCGAUGAGUAUCACAAAAGCAGCGUGGAGAAGAAUGCGGAAGUGACAGCAUUGAGAAACGAGGUAUCAGCACUGAAACUAGACGUCGCUUCUAGAGCUGACGGAGGCAUGUCUGUACAACACGCUGCUGUGGUUGCUGAUUUAGAAGACGAGAUACAACAAUUGAGAAAGCAGCUUAGUAGCCGUCCUGUCAGCGCUAUUGAUGGAUACAACUCGACGUUCAGACAGAAACUGAAGGUGGCAAGUCGUCGGAUUCUAGAGCUAACUCGAGAGAGACAACAGCUCAUUGAUAUCAGUAACACGAUGAGAGCAGAGGCUCAGAAACCAAAAGACACGAGAAGUUCUGAUGCUCGGUAUCAACAGGCAAGCGUAUCGAGAGUCAGAAGGAUUAACAAUAGUGACAAAACGAAUGAACAGAGAGAUAGGAGGGGUUUGUCUCCUGGUGGGUUUACAAGUCGGGAGGCUCAUGAUCGAUCGCUACGGGAUUUGGCUGGAAAACUGGACAAUAAGUUGAAUGCUGUGGAACGACUGCAUUAUCAACUGACAAGACAGGAACUACAACAGUCACAACGACAAGCACAGACGUCAGGAGGAGAACGAAGAUACCACGGUAUGCACUCCAAACACGACGUCAGUGAUACGAAUGAUCAUCUCUAUGCAUAUGAUCGACAGAUGGAAAAGGAACCGGCACAUGCGGACAGUGAUUUGUCAGGUGGUUUUGAUGUGCUACAACAGCUCUUGCUAGCGGGUGAUAUUCAAACACAACAUGCUCAGUCAGACUUGAGCGGUUCGUUGGAUGAUGGACAUCAGUCGUCAUUACGUGGCGUUUGGGACGUUUUGGCUGAAGGAGAGCAGGCAGUUGCUGGAUUUACACCAAGAAACAGCCAGACCUCAACGACUGGAGACUCGGUAUCAAAGGGAGUUGUUGGUCAUACAUCUGGUGAUGGUGAACUUGUGGUUGCUGGACAUCGUGCACGGAUGAUGUCUCAUUCUGAGACAAUGUCGCACGGAAUGAAACGACGAGAAUUGAAGGGAAAAACUGCGGUGGUGGGUCGAUCUAGAGAGACGAAGAAUGUGGCAAAGCUGGUGCGCAACUACAGCAGGAGAGAUCAAUAAUGUGUUAUACAUAGUGUGUGUGUUACUACGAAUGCAACUUGUUGAUUUCUACACUCAACUGAGUUAGAGUAAUUGUCACUAUUGUGACUUCUGAUGAUGUACUUGAUGUUAUAGACGUGGCUAGAUGAGUAGGAAAUAUUUUUGUAGAUUAAUCAUAAAUUAUUGAUAUCAACAAAACCUGGAAAUGGAAAUUUGAUUUUGUCACUGUUGUAGAGACAAAUAAAGAGACAGUCAAC